Molecule: messenger RNA, 3985 nt
Organism: Carassius carassius (crucian carp)
Lineage: Eukaryota; Metazoa; Chordata; Actinopteri; Cypriniformes; Cyprinidae
Gene: kif13bb
Product: kinesin family member 13Bb
Biological process (GO): regulation of protein localization
Cellular component (GO): adherens junction
Molecular function (GO): cell adhesion molecule binding
Source: RefSeq, a predicted model, not a curated record
GCCGCAGGCCCCGCCCGAUCGAGCACUAAUGAGUGACUCUGUGGUUCUGUGUUUACUCUCCGUCGGUCCCGUGUGUGCGGGAUUCACCAGCUCAGACGCUCCUGGAGCUCCGCUGAAGUCUAACACGGUCAGUCUGGAUGAGUCAAUGUCUCUGUUCUGGUCAUUUAAUCUGUAGCAGCUCAUUGUGUGGAAUGACACACACAACCCAAUAACCAGCAGAAACACUCUCAAUGAACAGAUCGAGACUUAAAGACAAAUUGUGUUGUGGACAUGGAAGGAAAUCAGACCAUCCUGUACCCGGCCAAUGGAAACCUGGGAAAGGGCGACAGCAGGCCAUGCGCUCCUACUUCAAGCGCUCCGAUCCGUUCUUUGACCGGCUGGAGAACCACAGUCUGAUCGGUGUGGCCAACAUCUUCCUGUCCUGUCUGCUGUACAAGGUCAAGCUGCAGUACGCAGUUUCCAUCAUCAACCAGAAGGGGGAGGUGGCCGGUCGGCUUCACGUAGAGGUGGAGCGUCUGAGCGGAGAGCUAGAGGAGCGUGAGACAGGAGGCUCUGAGAUCAGUCCAGACGGCGAGACACAAGAACGUAAACUCACCUGCAUGGUCAGAUAAAAUAGGACAUCUCCAAUCAAACAUGCAAUAUGUGACGCGCGUAAUCUAAAGUAUCAUUUCUGGGAGCAGCAGGAGCCGGUGUUCAUCGCCCCAGAAGUGGGUCUGACGGCCCCCAGCAGCAGAGAGCCACAGACUCUGGUGCUGUUUGACAACUGCAAGACUCUAGAAGUGGCCGUAACUGAAGACUUUGUGGAGUUUGUGAUGGAGGGUGCUCUGGCGGUUGAGGUUUAUGGAAAUCUGGCUCUCUGGGAGCUGGGGGUGAUUCAGGCAAAGACUCGCUCUCUCAGAGAGAGGUACACUGAUGUGACGCGCAGGCUGGAGCUCUGGGUUCAGAUCCUGGAGCUGAAUGAUGCUGGAGAGUUUGUGCCGGUGGAGGUUCAGUCAGAUAAGGACGUCUACAACGGAGGAAUCUUUCAGCUCAAACAGUGUCAGUCCAAGCGUGUUCAGGUGGGGGUGUGUUCUGUCCUGGACUCCGGCACCAUGCCUCUGAUCACCGAGUCUGUGCUCAACGUCUCCAUCGGCAAUGUGGACGUCCAUCAGACUCGAACUGGCAAAAGCACAGAGACCCAGAGGGGGAAAAACACAUCUUUAUCUUUUAGUAAAAUCACCAUGUCUCAUUCACUAAGCGAGGUUGAUCUGGAGAGACUGAGAGCUCGGUGGCUCACAGCUUUAACAGAACGACAGGAAUAUCUGGACCAGCGUCUUCAGAAACUUGUUGGCAAGCACGAGAAGUCAGAAGAGGAUGUGGAGAGCGAGUCUCGGCUGCUGGAGUGUCGUCUGACGCUGACGGAGAAGAGAAACGCUGUUCUGGUGCCCUCUGCUGGCAGCGGUAUCCCAGGAGCCCCGGCGGAGUGGGCUCCUGUGGCAGGAAUGGAGACGCACAUCCCAGUCAUCUUCCUGGACCUCAGAGCUGAUGACUUCCAUGAUCAUCUGUCUGCUCCUCUCGCUAGAGGUCUGGAUGCUGCGCUCGACAGAGAAGAUAAAGAUGAUUUCAUGGAUUUUCACUUACAGAUUGUCAAAUACUACGAUAAUGAGGUGAAGACAGAGGCAUCAUGGGACUGCACCAUUCAUGACAGUCCUGAGCUGAAUCGAGCGACGGGGCCGGAUCACAGGAUUUACCUCACCGUCCGCACCACAGUUCUGCUCAGUCAUCCCGCACAGAUGCAGCUGGUCCCGCGCAAGCGCAUCUGUGUGAACCUGACCGGGCGACAGGGUUUUGCUCAAAGUCUGCUGAGGAGAAUGUCUCACCGCAGCUCAGUUCACGCCUGUGGAGUCACGUUUGAGAUCGUCUCAAACAUCCCGGGGCUCUCGGGCAGCAGGAAAGAUCUGUCCACCAGCCAAGACUCAGAAGACAAUAAAGGUGGCUGGGACAGUACGCAGCAGAUUUCUGCACUAACAUCAGCCACGAAGAGCCCAUCUCACUCAGAGUCGGUACAAAAUCAAAACUCAGAGCCAGGUCUCUCAGGAUUCGCUGCAUCUUAUUUCUCCCCAGUGAAAGCUCUAGUGUCUCCAGUACCCAAGAUGUUCAAGUCUCUGUUGUCCAAGAAAGAGGAGAAGAAAGAGACGCCUCCUCCUGCUGCAUUUGAGCAGAAUGCGCCACGCAUUGUUGUUCAGUCUGAAAGUCUUGAAGACAUCAACAGCUAUGAACUGGUAAGUCUCUUAAGUUGGAACCCAAAUUUUUAUUUUAUUUGUAAAAAACCCACUUCUGACAUCCAGAAAGUAAGUCUACAUAGCUAUGGUAUGGAAACUCCACUUUCAGAGAAUCCAGAGAAUGUUAAGGAGAUUCUGUUGCCUCAUUUUCCUCAAGAAGUUCCACCUCUUUCUGUUCCUCCAGUGGUUGAGGAAGUUCUAACAUCUAAUCUUACUCCAGAAGUUGAGGUUCCACCUCGUAAUCGUUCUUCAGAGGUUGAGGAGGUUCUACAGCCAUCUGUUCCUCAGUUGAUUCAGGAAGUUCUACCAUCUAACCUUUCUUCAGGAGUUGAGGAGGUUCUAUCUCCACCUGUUCCUCCAUUGGUUGCUGAAGUUCUAGCUCCUAAUCUUUCUCCAGAGGCUGAGGAAGUUCUAUCUCCAUCUGUUUCUGCACAAGUCAGAAAGGUUCCACCUUCUUCUGCUUCUUCAGGAGUCAAAGAGUCUCUACUUCCUAUAGUUCCAUCCGAGAUCAACGAGUUUCCACCUCCUGCUUCUGUAGAGGUUGAAUACCCCAAGCAAAGACCAGUUGGUGAUUCAACAAACAGCUCCAUCAGCAAUGUCUCAAGUGGAUACAUCUCCACAAGUGUCUCCACAGCGACUCUCUCUGAGUGUGCGGUCUCGAAUGUUGACCCUUCUCUUCUUGACAGCACAGAGGCUAAAAUAGGCUCUACUUCCAAAACGACUGAACCAAACACAGAGUUUGUGCCAACAAGCAGCACAUCCCAAAAGCAUCAGUCAAAACUUGAACCAGAUGACCUAGAACUGGAAAAACGGGUACCUACAGAAUCCCAGACAUCAGAAGAACAUGGUCCAAAGUCUCCUCUAGAUAUAUCUCCUCAAAAACUCCUCAGUGUUUCUGAUUCCUUUCCUCAAGAAACCUCUGAAACCAACGUCUCAUCAUCCAAUUUAGCCACAUCAGUACCAUCUACACCACUGGAACCACCAGCUGCCUCGAAAACAACUGAUCCGUCAAUUCCAGUCAAGACAGCUAAGCCAUCAAUGCCUGACCAGCAAUCAAGACCUGAACAAAACAUCAAACCCACUCCUGCUCCCUACUCCAACCCUUUCCAAAUCCACUAAGUCAAGACCUCCGGCCUUAAGUCUUUCAAAGGCGUCCUGCAUGAAGAAGACGAAGAGGGCAAAACUAAACUCAGUAACUCUUUAUCUUCACUGAGUGUGUCUCAAGAAAGACUGGAGAUCCUUUCAGAUUAAGAGGAAAGCCUUGAGACUCCCGACUGGCUGAAAGAGGGUAAAUAUGUGACGGGCACAAAUAAAACUGGAACAAUCCGUUAUAUAAUCCGUUAUCUUUUUAAAUGAAAUGAUCAAAAUACCACUGAUUUGCAAAUAUGUCCAGGUAAAAACGAUGGUUCGGUUGGUGGUCGCCAUUACUUCCACUGCAACCCUGGUUACGGUGUUCUCGUGAGACCGAAUCGGGUCAUGAAAGCAGCAGGUACCGCUAAACGGUCAAGGCAGAAACGCAAGCAGAACCUCUCGGGAUCUAGUCCCAACCUGGCAGCCCUUACAGCGAUGGCCAAAGGAGAAGCUGGAGCAUGCAAGGGUGAAAACAGAAAGUCUUGGGUUAGCUGAGGACAAUGCAUGCUUGUUGAUGGACGUGUGCGGAGGACAGUAUUGGUAUGGCACUGAAACACAACAUUGAUACUGGCAGGGAUGUAACUGCCAUCUGA